Zootermopsis nevadensis is the source of this 3150-nucleotide messenger RNA. The record is from RefSeq and is a predicted model, not a curated record. Lineage: Eukaryota; Metazoa; Arthropoda; Insecta; Blattodea; Termopsidae.
AUGUACGAGGAAGAUGCAAUUCUGACGUAUUUGUGGCUGUGUGUAUACAACUUUUUGGGGCACCAUGUAGAGAGUUCCAAGAGUGAUGUGGGAGGUCACUUAUCAGCUAGAUGGUCGCAGCAGGUUCAGUGGCUCAGAGUUGGUUCAGUGAUGGACUUUCGUAAUCGUGGUGAUAAAAUUUUGGUUUCCAUAAAACUUGGGUGUCUCAGCGAUUGUCAGCUUGUCACAAAGUUGACAGCUGAAAACCUGUUAACAACCGUCAUAUCUCUGCUGAGCUUACAAUGUCUGGUUUCCUCAUCUACAAUUGGCGGACACCGUCGCCAGGCACGCCAACUGUCUCCAACAGACGACCAGUGCAACCACUCCUUCCAUAGCUUCUUGUGCAACCCAGCACCCAGACCAAGAACAACGAAUCCUGAGGGAGGUUCUACCUUCCCUGUGAAGCAAGAGUCAAAAUCUUCUGUUAUUGUUCCUGCCCCUUCGUUCGGGAUCAGAACCAUAGCAGCACCACCAGCGAUACAACCGGACUCUUCAAAUUCACCGGAACAGACAAUAGACGAUCCAUCGUUUGCUAACUGUGAGCAACACUCAGUUGUUGUGAAAACAUCAACAACUCCGAAGAAUGUACAUAUACUGGGCGAGAGUUCUUUUGCGAGAGAAUCUAAAUUAUCCCCAGGACCUUACUUGCCUCCUCGUGAAUCACCGUCACCUUCAUCAACGUUUCUGCAGCCAAUUGAAAUAUCUCUGCCACCUCACCUGCCAGAAAAGGAAAUUGAAUCAACUCCGAAACCUUUUCUUGAAACGUAUCACAAACCAUCAGCAACGAUUUUGAGCAAUGAAAACGUUCUACCCCCGUUCCAAAGUCGAAACUCCCAAUCGACCACAAUUUCACCUCGUCGUCCAAGUCCUAAACCCGAGAGACCACAGAUCGAAGGACAGGAAGGAAGUGCUCCAGAAUCAGUAAUUGCUACGGAUAAUGAAGUUGAUAGUUGCAAACAUUCUUUUCACAGUUUUUUGUGCACUCCAUCUUCAUUUUCUAGAAGCAGGAGACCAUUUAAUAAUUUGGGACAACCACCGUCUUCUCCAUUGACAGGAGAAAGUUCUUUUGGACGUCCAUCGAAGUUGUUACCUCCUGUAGCUCGGCCAUCUUCUCAGGAAACUAAGAUAUCAGUCGCAGAGAAAACAGUUCCGAUAACCGAAAGAUCACGUACAACUUUGACACCUGCAUUGAAAUCAAUAGCACCUCUAACAGAUUUGAACAUUUUUGCCGAAGCAGCUCAAAAUCCUGUUCAAUUAUUGUCACUUCAAGAUCAGAAACAACCGGAUAUUUGUAAAGACGCAUUUCACAGUUUCCUUUGCCAACCAAUAAAUUCAUCUCGAAGAAGACAAAAAUAUGGUGAAAGAUAUCAGAGUUCCAAUAAACUAACACGUGACCCGUCUGUUCCUUUAAGAGCAGACAGCUCUUUCAAUCAACCUUCCAAAUUAUUACCCAUUUUGAACCAACCCCUCACUACUUUGGCACCAAGUACCUCGUUCUCUCCACACUUCACACCAGAAACUGACAGUUUAUACCAGAAACCGGCGAUCUCGUGUAAUCACACAAAACCACCCCAGACAACGAACACACCCUUCGUGAUUGUGUCUAGUACAACACCACCGAUACUAGCUCCGAAACCAGAGAGUACAUUCAUUCAGGCUGCUAGGUUACCGUUUCCAAAAACCCAGUUCUCUACAUUGCGUACAAGUGAACCACAAACCUUUGUUCGUAACGACCCAGCGGCACAGACUCCAGAUGUAACUGUUCUAAGACCGAACCAUGAUGUUAAUCACGACCAUAGCCAUGCCCAUGAUCACGGACAUAAUCACCAUCGGAUCGACAUAUGUAAGGAUCCUUUUCACAGUUUUCUAUGCACGCCUGUCAUCCCGUCUAAAAGAAGACGACCUACAGGAGAACUUCCAGCAAGGUUUAGAAAUGCAGCAGAUCGAAAUAUUUUAGAGGCAGGUUCUUUCAACCAGCCCACAAAGGUCAUUCCACCUGACACGAAAAGUGUGACAAUUAUACCACCUUCAAUAAUCACAAAGAGUUCAUUUCCAUCAAAUGUACCGACCUACUCUCCCCAGGAGAAUGAUCAUCGACUCCAAUCUUCAAAAAACAGUCGUGUAAGAUUACCACCACAGCCGGCAACUCAAAUUCGGUCACAAAAUGAUGACCCUUGUAAUCGUAUAUUUAACACUUUCUUAUUCGAGAAAAAUGGAUCGAUAAGAAAUUUAUCUUCAGCGGAAGCUUUGUCACUGCCUCGUUCUAACCUGGAAGGUGCAAGUUCUUUUGAUAACCCCUCAAAAGUCUUACCAUCAUUGACCUUAAAUCCUCAGGGUACUGAAUAUAAAAACUCAAAUCAAGGCUAUGAAUAUAAUCCACCACCAAACGUACUUCAAGAUCCAAGUCAUUCGUUACGGGGAGAGAGUACAAUCGGUCAGACAUCAAAAAUAGUUGUACCUGUUAGUUCAACAGGAAGGAACAAUGAAAAUCUAUCAUUUGCAUCCAGGUUUAAAGAAUUUCCUGGAUACAGUUAUCAGGAACCAUCGAAAACUUUCCAGUACCCAAUAUCAACAUUACCAUCCACAACAACACGCGUUACGACAGAGGGUACUUCUGGACAAGGCACAGGGAAUCAUGAAAUCUCACAAGGUUACAAUUACCCGAAACCACCUCCAGAUCAACAAAUUUUACCUUCAGGGUAUAAUUAUCCUAUACCUGCACAAUCGUUUCAGUAUCCAGAAAGUUUACGAGAAAGCAGUUCGAUUGAAUCCAGGAAAACUCUUCCUUCAGUUUAUUUUAAUGGGCAAAAUACAAAAGAAGGAGCUUAUCAAACACGAAAUCCUGAAGACGCUUACACCACAACUGCAGAACUGGAUAUUCGACCAAGGUCUUUUGAGAAAACAGAUCAGAACUGUGAUCACUCGUUGCCCCGAAGAGCUUACGUCGACACACAAGGGUCCUCGGCUCCAUCUUCUCCGUCUGAAUUUGUGAGAGGACUUUCAGGCACAGCGAGUGUCCUCGCGGCUUCCAACGAACUUCCAGACAAAUGCAAUCACCCAUUUCUUGGAUACGUGUGCAAGAGAUCAAGCGAUGUCAAAACUCACAAGUGA